Molecule: messenger RNA, 1734 nt
Organism: Prunus armeniaca (apricot)
Lineage: Eukaryota; Viridiplantae; Streptophyta; Magnoliopsida; Rosales; Rosaceae
Source: the annotation of a GenBank genome assembly
AUGGCUGGUUACUCUCUGUUGCAUCCCUCUCCCCCAGCUCUUAUUAAUGUCAACUUUCAGAGAAGUGAAUUUGGUCAUUUCCACUCUUCAACCACCACUCAUCUUCUCAAUUCCAAGUCCACCACUCAUCCUAUCAGGUGCCAAUCAACUAGUACUGAUGAACCAAAAACAAGAAGAAAGUUACUGGACAAUGCAAGCAACCUCCUUACCAAUUUUUUGAGUGGGGGAAGCCUUGGGUCUAUGCCCAUAGCUGAAGGUGCAGUCUCGGAUUUGUUUGCUCGGCCUCUCUUCUUUGCAUUGUAUGACUGGUUCUUAGAGCAUGGCUCCGUGUAUAAGCUUGCGUUUGGACCAAAAGCAUUUGUUGUUGUAUCAGAUCCUAUUGUUGCAAGGCAUAUUCUUCGAGAGAAUGCAUUUAGUUAUGACAAGGGAGUUCUGGCUGAUAUUCUAGAACCAAUAAUGGGCAAAGGACUUAUACCUGCUGAUCUUGGUACUUGGAAGCAGAGGAGAAGAGUUAUUGCUCCCGGGUUCCAUUCCUUAUACUUGGAAGCAAUGGUUAAAACAUUUAGAAAUUGUUCAGAGAGAACAAUAUUAAAAUUUGAGAAGCUUCUAGAAAGAGAGAACUUGCAUGAUGAGAAGACAAUUGAGUUGGAUCUUGAAGCAGAGUUUUCGAAUUUGGCUCUUGAUAUUAUUGGACUUGGUGUCUUCAACUAUGACUUCGGUUCUGUUACUAAAGAAUCUCCUGUAAUCAAGGCAGUUUAUGGCACGCUUUUAGAAGCUGAACAUAGGUCCACCUUUUAUAUCCCAUAUUGGAAAUUUCCCCUGGCAAGGUGGAUAGUCCCCAGGCAACGGAAGUUCCGUGGUGAUCUGAAGGUUAUAAAUGAUUGUCUUGAUGGACUUAUCAGAAAUGCAAAAGACACCAGACAGGAGACGGAUGUUGAGAAACUGCAACAAAGGGACUACUUAAAUCUGAAGGAUGCAAGCCUACUGCGUUUCUUAGUUGACAUGCGUGGAGCUGAUGUUGAUGAUCGUCAGCUUAGGGAUGACUUGAUGACAAUGCUUAUUGCUGGCCAUGAAACGACAGCUGCUGUCCUUACUUGGGCUGUUUUCUUCCUUGCACAAAACCCAUCCAAGAUGAAGAAAGCACAAGCAGAGAUUGAUUCAGUACUUGGACAGGAUGGACCAAAUCUUGAAUCAAUUAAAAAACUGGAGUACGUAAGACUUAUUGUAGUAGAGUCGCUUCGUUUAUUUCCCCAGCCCCCCUUGCUUGUUAGACGUUCUCUCAAGUCAGAUACACUACCAGGAGGGUACAACGGUGAAAAAGAUGGUUAUGCGAUUCCUGCUGGGACUGAUAUCUUCCUUUCUGUAUACAAUCUCCAUAGAUCUCCAUAUUUUUGGGACAAUCCUAAUGAAUUUGAACCAGAGAGGUUUUUAGUGCCAAAGAAGAGUGAGGUUGAAGGAUGGGCUGGUUUCGACCCUUCUCGAAUUCCCGGUGCAUUGUACCCAGGCGAGAUUACAGCAGAUUUUGCCUUCUUGCCUUUUGGCGGAGGGCCAAGAAAAUGCGUAGGAGACCAAUUUGCCCUCAUGGAGUCAACUGUAACAUUGGCUAUGCUGUUGCAGAAGUUCACUGUAGAGCUAAAAGGGUCUCCAGAAUCCGUGGAACAAGUUACAGGGGCAACAAUCCAUACAAAGAAUGGAUUGUGGUGCAAAUUAAGGAAGAGGUCCGAUGUACAGUGA